UGCCAGUGGCUAUGACAGACCGAAUAGGAUUUGGAUUAGUCGUCUGACAGAUCAAUCGCUUAUCACCUCAAUUACUCCAUAUUCGUUUGCAUUUGCAAAACGAACACAAUACUAUCGGAACCAUCAUGCGAGUGGAACUUUGCCUGUUUUCUGAUCUAGAUUUGACUGACGCCAGCUGAAACGAGACAGCUAGCUAAAUAGCAAACUGAACAGGAGACAACAAUAUGUCCCAUUGGGAGAAAGCGAUCGAAUCGUCUCGACAUACAUUUCUACACCUCGAAAAGUGCCUAUUUGAUUUUUUUUACAUACGCUAAGGGCGGGCUAGUUAUUUGAUUUGUAGCUAGCUGGUUGUAGGGUAAACCCGGACGGACUGCUAACGGUAUCAAAUUCAGCCUAAAGUGAGGAACACAUAGCUCGCGAACUUAGAAGGUAUUGCUCGCGAACGUGUAAGGGUCCGAGUACUAGUUAGUACAGGCAGCUAGCUCUGCAGGCUAGUACGUUAAGUUAUACGGAUCAUACUAGCUGGCUAGGUAUGUUAGACAUGACACCGGUACUAUCAGCCUCGGGGUGGGACCGAAGCCGAAAACAUGAUCAUGAAGACCAGGAUUGUGAAUCCCUAUCUAAAUCUGAAACUGUGCAAAGAUCCAGGAAAUUUAAUCGCCUGUGCAGUAGAGACGAGAAGGAGCGCGCUGCGGCUUUGGAGGCACUGACAAAGAGCGUCCUGUCGUGUUUGGCCCAGCCGGGCGAUUCGGCUAGAAUCGAUGAAGACACCCUGUUACAGCUGCUCCAGGUGGCCAAGACUUGCCCUUUCCCGGAGAUCAGGGAAAGGGCAUCGGAACUCCUAAAAACCGCACAGGAUCAUGGAGUUGAAAUUCCCCAGCCUCUGGCUUCAGGACCCAGUGCUUUCAUCCCAACGGAGGAGAUUCUGGAGCAGGGUGGGGACCAGCCAGUGCUUAUGGAGGCCUUUCUUUCCUUGGGGCGGGUGGACCACGUGACCAUGGUGAUGGCGCUGCACCCUUCCUACGUGAGCUGUUUCCUGCGUACCCAGCAUGCCCUGCUGCAGGUCGACGGCCCCUUGCCUUGCCACUGGAGGCACUACAUUGUCAUCAUGGCGUCUGCUCGUCACCACUGCUCGUACCUGGUGCACCUGCACCGCUGCUGGUUCCUGCAGGCGGGCGGGGACGAGGCCUGGCUGCAGGGUCUGCACUGCGCCCCGCCCAAACUGCGCAGACUCAGCCCCGUGAACAAGCUGCUGGCCCACCGGCCCUGGCUGCUCAGCCGAGAGCACAUCCAGGAGUUGGUAUCUCCCGGAGCGGAGGACCGCUGGUCCCUGGCGGAGCUGAUCCAGGCUGUGGUUCUGCUGUCGUACUCUCACUCCCUCUCCUCAUUCGUCUGGGGCUGCGGGGUGAACCCCGAGCCCGACCACAUGGCAGGCCACGCCUUCCAGCCGCCGUCGCCCUCCACCCGCGUGUCCCACAGUCCAAUGGGAGAGGACGCUGCCGGCCGGCAGGGGUGUUCAGAUGCGGUCACUGAGGUGGAGAUCCUGAUGAAGAGAAUGCAGCUCCUGCAGGAGCAGGAGGAGGAGUUCAGCCAGGAGGAGAUGGUGACCCGCUUUGAGAAAGAGAGGCGCGAGUGUCUGCUGGUCAUGCCGUCUGAGCGCCCCCGCACCCCCCCGGACAGCGUGUCCCGUUUCGUGGAGGACGCUGAUUACGGAUAUCAGGACUUCGCCCCCCGUGGCGAGCAGGCCCCCCCCACCAUGCGCGCUCAGGACUACUCGUGGGAGGACCACGGCUUCUCCCUGAUGAACCGCCUGUACCCGGACAUGGGCCAGCUGCUGGAUGAGAAGUUCCAGGUGGUGUCGGGCCUCACCUACCACACCAUGGCCAUGCACCGCGGCGUGGACACCUUCAUGCUCCGCAAGGCUGUGUGGAACUACAUCCACUGCGUCUACGGCAUCCGGCACGACGACUACGACUACGGCGACGUGAACCAGCUGCUGGAGCGGAGCCUGAAGGUGUACAUUAAGACCGUGGCGUGCUACCCGGAGAAGACCACGCGCAGGAUGUACUGCAGUUUCUGGAGGCAGUUCCGCCACUCCGAGAAGGUGCACGUGAACCUGCUGCUCCUGGAGGCACGCAUGCAGGCGGCCCUGCUCUACGCGCUCCGAGCCAUCGGACGCUACAUGACGUGAUCGCGGGACUCCCGCCGCACACCACACGCUACCUGAGCCGAGCCCUCUGCACUCUGCCCUCUGCACUCUGCACUCUGCAGGCUGUGGGACCGGGAACAGGCCCACCUCUCCCUGAGUCUCCCCUGGGUCUCCCCUGGGUCUCCCCUGGGUCUCCCCUGGGUCUCCCCUGGGUCUUCCCUGGGUCUUCCCUGGGUCUUCCCUGGGUCCUCCCUGGGUCUUCCCUGGGUCUUCCCUGGGUCUUCCCUGGGUCCUCCCUGGGUCUUCCCUGGGUCCUCCCUGGGUCUUCCCUGGGUCCUCCCUGGGUCCUCCCUGGGUCCUCCCUGGGUCUUCCCUGGGUCCUCCCUGGGUCCCCCUGGGUCCUCCCUGAUCUCACUGUCCCCAGUGUGCAGGGCCUCUGAUACCAGCACUGCUACUCGGUGGUGCUCCCUGUUCUGCUCAUUCUUUUCUUGAAAGGGACGUAGAUGAAGUUAUUAGACAAACGCUUGUUUCGUUCAGGCGCAGGACACACACACACACACACACACACACACACACACACACACACACACAAACACGCACAUGCACAUACAAGGACACGCAGCCGGCACACACAGAAUGUCCUCACAGUGUCUUGGCACCGAAUGCGCACUCACAACUUGCACACACAUUUCCUGAUGCGUAUAAAUGGACACACAGGCUAAUUCUGUCACUCUUCACACAUGCACAGACAUUUUGAACCGCCGCACCACGCUUGUGUGUGUGUGUGUGUGUGUGUGUGUGUGUGUGUGUGCCUGCAGGUGUGCUUCCUGGUUUAAUAAACUGCAAAACCUAAAGCCAGCGUCUCAUUGCUGAAUAGAAUUAGAUUUGAUUCUGUAACUGUGUUACUAGUUUUGUGUUCAUCUGUAGUUUCAUUUACCUCGUGGAGUUCUUCCUGCUCAUUCUCCUAUCUAACCUGUGUAGAACUUUGAGGGGUGCUUCAAUUCUUGCAGAUGUUUAAUUUAAGUGUUAUGUGACUGCAUUAUGCCUUGACUACCCUUCCUUUCACAUUCCCAGUUUUGCUGUUCCCUUUGGUUUUGAGUUUGAGUGUAUUUUUUUCUUUAAAGUUCAUCUCAUGUUGCAGUAUUUAUUUGAGUGAAUCCAAUGUAAACUUCAGCCCCUGGGUGUCAUGUGAACACAGCACUAAAACUACACCAUUUAAUCUCAUCGCUGGAUGUUAAAGCCGUCACCGAACAUUUGCUUUUCCACUGGAGAAAGUCCUCAUCUGGCUCCUUUCCCAUAGUCUUCAUCUUAUUUGGCGAGACUUUCAUUCCUGAACUCCUGUCACUAUAUCCAAAUGCUGGAGGUGUUUUUGGAAAAGAAUUUGGGGGAAACUUUCUGUAGGUACGGUUUUGUAUUUCAUUUAUUGAAAUUUGUAAUGUUUCAGUUUCUCUAAUUUUAUUUUUGUGUACACUAAAUGAAAGGUAUUUUAUUAUUAAAAACAAUCACAUUUGA
Messenger RNA from Conger conger (European conger), 3661 nucleotides. RefSeq names its product sestrin 2 (gene sesn2). The coding region runs from base 533 to 2191 and encodes 552 amino acids. Gene Ontology annotation, cellular component: nucleus. NCBI's taxonomy places the organism in Eukaryota, Metazoa, Chordata, Actinopteri, Anguilliformes, Congridae. The record is from RefSeq and is a predicted model, not a curated record. Gene Ontology annotation, molecular function: oxidoreductase activity, acting on peroxide as acceptor; L-leucine binding. Gene Ontology annotation, biological process: negative regulation of TORC1 signaling; regulation of response to reactive oxygen species; positive regulation of macroautophagy. The transcript has 10 exons.